This is a messenger RNA of Hyaloperonospora brassicae, 3279 nucleotides long. The record is from the annotation of a GenBank genome assembly. Lineage: Eukaryota; Oomycota; Peronosporomycetes; Peronosporales; Peronosporaceae.
AUGGCUCCAGGACGCGGGAAAGGACGAGGACGUGGACGAGGCGGACCAAGAGGGAGCUACGGCUGGUACCAUGAACCCAUCACGAGUCUCGACGAGAGCUUCUGCAUGUCGAUCCACAAGGCGCUGCAGUCGCUUGUCGACGACGGCGAGCGCGCGGAGCUGAGCUUCCCGUCGACGUACGACAACACGCAGCGUCGCUAUAUCCACAUGAUGGCUGAGAAGUACGGUCUCUUCUCGAAGAGCGCCGGCAGGAAAGGAGACGGUCGCUUCAUCCACGUGGCGUCCGUGAAGAAGAACGCCGCGAUGGAGAAAGUGUCGUUGCGUCUGCACCCGACGCCUCUGAACCCAAAGAUGGACGAGUGGUAUCCACCCGAAGUGAAGCAGUACAUGGCGACUUAUCCGUCUCCUUCGCUGGAAGACGAGGGAGCAGUGGAUCCAUGGGGGGCCAAGACAUUUACGCCACUGGGGGUCGCGCCUAUGCAACAUCGCGGUCGAGAGGCGUUGUUUAGCCACCUGCCGAGCCGUGGCAGUCAGAACGGACCAAAGAUCGUGCGGACUCCACUUGUUGAAGUGACAAAGCUGCCGGUGUAUCAAUAUCGUGAGCAGAUACUGAACCUUGUAGAGGAGAAUCAGAUUGUGGUACUGUCAGCAGAUACUGGAUGUGGAAAAUCAACGCAGAUCCCGCAGUUCUUGCUGGAUGAUGCGUUAGCACGAGGACGAGGCAAGGAAACGAGGAUUAUUUGUACUCAACCACGACGAAUCAGCGCAAUGUCCCUCGCGCAACGAGUGGCAAGUGAACGCCCAGGACAGAGCUCCAAAGAAGUGGGGUAUGCGAUUCGAUUUGAUUCGUCGUUUGAUGCCAAGCAGUCCAAGCUCAUCUUCUGCACGACAGGCACGCUGCUCAAAUGGCUUAACAAUGACCCAUCGUCGCUCGGCUUUUCGCACAUCAUUUUGGACGAAGUGCACGAGCGGGACAUGUUUACUGAUUUCUUGCUUAUUCUGAUCAAGACAUCUAUUCUUAAGCAGAGACCGGACCUCAAGGUGAUUCUCAUGAGCGCGACGAUCCAAGUGGAAAAGUUCUCGCAGUACUUCCAACCAGAAUUUCAUCCGCCGAUACUCCAGAUGGUGGGAGGCACUAACUAUCCAGUGUCCACGCUUUUUCUCGAAGAUAUUCUAGCACUACUGAAGAUCGACCGCACUUCGUCGCUGCCAAUUAUGGACGAUUCGCAAAGUGGUCUUACCGGAGAUGGGUCCAUAAGCCAACCAGGAGCACCGGCUGUGGAUAACAUGCUAGUAUGUUCAUUAUGCGGUUGUGCGAGUUUCGAAGAUGAAGAGGCGUUCGGCAUGCACGUAGCGACUUGCUUUGGCAAGCCAAGUGCUGAUUGUGAAGCACCGCGUACUCCCAAACAGGACACUGCCCCAUCAGCAGUGCCUGUUUCUGCUAUGGGAGAUUUUCUGCAAGCCGCGCUGCGUGGAAUAAAACAGAAAGCGAAGAAUGCCGCACUUAAAUCGUAUACGAAGCAGUACGAUGCGCUGCAACAGGACCAGACCAUCGACUACAAUCUGUUGCUACAGCUGCUUUUCCUGAUAAACCGCAUGUUCCCGCUCGGUGAAGAUGGAAAAGGAGCUAUUCUGGUAUUUCUUCCUGGCUGGGAAGAAAUCUCUUUCAUGGAGCAAUCUCUUCUCAAGUCAGAAGCAACAUCAGCAACCUACGAGAUUGCUCUUCUUCACUCGCGUUUGGCACCCGAGGAACAGCGUCGCGCAUUCAUGACACCACCGCCUGGAAAGCGGAAACUGGUGCUGGCUACCAACAUCGCCGAAACCAGUCUUACUAUCGAAGAUGUGGUGUUUGUCGUGGACUGUGGCAAAUCCAAGCAGACGCACGCGCUUGCUGCAACUUCGGCCUCAUCUUUUGUGAUGGGUUUGCAAACUACGUGGAUUGCACGGGCAAAUUGCGUGCAGCGCAUAGGUCGCGCUGGUCGUGUUCGUGCGGGUGUUUGCUUUCGCCUUUUCUCGAAAAAUCGAUACGAGACAGCGAUGAAAGAGUAUAUGCCUCCACAGUUGCUUACCAAUCCGUUGGAAGAGCUGUUGCUGCAAAUUAUGCUUCUUCAAAUGGACAAGAAGCUCGAUAAUAGCAGUGCCAAGGCGUUCCUUCUCGAAGCAAUGGACGCGCCUAGCGAGGCCUCCAUCGAUGCUUCGCUACAGCGAUUGGUAGGUAUGCACGCACUUGCUAAGAGCAAAAAGAAGGGCCUACGUCUGACGCUGCUGGGGUGGCAUUUGGCGCACAUUUGCUCAAGCGGCGUAUCCAUACAGAUGGCGAAGUUCCUUCUUUGGGGGCACAUGUUUGGCUGUUAUGACGCUACGUUGAAGACUUCGUGCGCGCUGAGCGGUUAUCGGGAUCCAUUUGACAGUUCCCUUGGCAUGUCGAAGGGCGAUAAACAACUGGUGGCUGCUGCCAAGAGGGCGUUUACUCGCAAUGGAUCGCCACCAGAGCUUACUUUGCAGAGCGAUCAUUUCGUACUCUGUAAGGCGUUCGAGGCGUACCUCGACGUGCGCUCUUCAUGCAAGACAAAGAGAUUAUUUUGUGCUGAGAAUAGGUUGAAUCUGCAGACUUUGGGUCAACUCGGUGCGAUCUACAAGAAGCUGCAGCAAGACCUGGUCAAGAUGGGAUUGUCGGCCGCAACUCAGCUUGUGCCGACCUCCCCCGCCAACAACACCAGCAACUAUGGAGAGCAUCGCACCGUAUUUGAUGGCCCUCAGUAUCGUGCUGGCCUGCAUUCAAAGUGGAAAAAGCGUAAACGUGAGCAGGAGGAGCUUGGUGUGCACGAAUGGCUGGUGUAUCACGACAUGAUGCAAUCUGGAAGUACUCGUGUGGCAAAGUACGGUACCAGACUGCCGUCAGUUUUGCUGCAAGCGCUUUUCAUGGGAUCGGUAAAAACGCAGGUGGUAGAGGAACGUAAAACUGUCGUGAAGGGCAGUGGUACCGAUGGCGAGUCAGUGGCGUCGAGCACGUGGUUACUUGCCUUGGACGAUUGGAUCACUUUCGAGGCCAACGGUGCUACUGAAGUGCGCUGGCUCGCACUUUUGCGGGAACGCUUGCAUGCUGCAUUUGCUCGUCACUUGGAGCGACUGCUAGUGCGUCCGAAAGCAGGUGAGACCAAUGCGUUGCCAAAGCGUGGUCAGCAGCUAAGGAAGCAUGACGUAGCGCUUGUCCGGGCUUUAGUUGCCUGGGUCUCUUCUGAUCUACGUGGUAAGGUGAGCGUAAGCUGCAAACGGUAG